AUGAUUCUUGCCUUAAUUCUUCUGAUAUGUGCAUUUGAUUCGGUCUUGGCCCAGAGAACCUACUGCCAAUUGCCCGAUCCAAUUUUUAAUGAUGGGGUAAAAAAUUCAACUUGGGGUGAUGCAGAUCCUUCUGAUUGGAAUUAUUUGAACUCUAAUGACUGGAAAUCUAAGGUUGUUACAUGUGGUGCUAGCUUUUAAUCUCCCAUAAACAUAGUAACGACAACAGCCACAAAAGAAAGUACAUUCCCAGCAAUCAAUUAUAUAUUGAAGUCUUCAACCAAAAAUUACUUUGAGGCUCAGCGGGAUUAUACCAAAGAAUUAGAGGGAGAGUAUGAUUUCAUCACUGCAUUUGAUUUAUCCAAUUCGCAAUACAAGUACUAUGCUAGACAGUUCCAUAUUCACACGCCUUCUGAACAUCAAGUAGAUGGGAAAAACUUUGAUUUAGAAGUUCAUUUCGUGCAUCAAGCUGUUGAAGAUGGUGAAUAGAGUUGUAAUGACAUUAGAAACAAACUGACUGUCUUUGGACUGCUCUUCCAACAGUCCAACACUGCAACCGAUUAUGAAGUAUUCAAGCCAUGGUUUGAUGACACCGUAAAUAGAGUUACAUCUUUUGAUAUGAAUGACUUCUUCCAAAGAAUGACUGACAAAACCUAUUAUCACUACACAGGCAGUCUCACAACUAUACCUUGCUCUUAAACAGUGAAUUGGUAUGUUUUUACAUCCCCCUUGCCUAUCUCUAAAUCGCAAUUCAAGCAAUUCCAAGAUUUCCUCGACAAUGACGAUUACUUCCCUAAUAAGGCCAACAAUCGUCCCACCCAAAAUCUUAAUGGACGCACCUUAUACAAAGGAACUGCCUCUUUCAAUGGAGUGACAUCCCUUCCUGUUAUAGAAGCCUCUUGGAGCUCCAUCAUCCAGAUGGCUAUGCUAUUAUUAGUCUAAUUGAUAAUAACGAUAUGACAUAAAUUCUAUAGAUGAUCUAUUAUUUCAAAUGUAUAAUUUAAAUUAACCAAAUAAUC
Messenger RNA from Paramecium tetraurelia, 1016 nucleotides. RefSeq lists its product as uncharacterized. Gene Ontology annotation, molecular function: zinc ion binding; carbonate dehydratase activity. The transcript is spliced from 7 exons. NCBI's taxonomy places the organism in Eukaryota, Ciliophora, Oligohymenophorea, Peniculida, Parameciidae. The record is from RefSeq and is a predicted model, not a curated record.